This is a messenger RNA of Sus scrofa (pig), 5653 nucleotides long. RefSeq names its product aldehyde dehydrogenase 16 family member A1 (gene ALDH16A1). The record is from RefSeq and is a predicted model, not a curated record. Lineage: Eukaryota; Metazoa; Chordata; Mammalia; Artiodactyla; Suidae. Gene Ontology annotation, molecular function: oxidoreductase activity, acting on the aldehyde or oxo group of donors, NAD or NADP as acceptor.
CGGUGCUACCCUUCGGACCUCGAGGUUUCCUCCGGCAGAGCGCCCUGCAGUCGGUGGAAAGCGGCGGGGGAGCGCGAUGGCCGAGACGUGUACAGGAUCCCGCGCCAGCGAGAUCUUCACCACGCUGGAGUACGGACCCGUGCCGGAGAGCCACGCAUGCGCACUGGCCUGGCUGGACACCCAGGACCGGCUCUUGGGUCACUAUGUUAACGGAAAAUGGUUAAAGCCAGAACACCGGAGUUCAGUGCCUUGCCAGGAUCCCAUCACAGGAGAGAAGCUGGCCAGUUGCCUGCAGGCACAGACUGAGGAUGUGGCAGAAGCCGUGGAAGCGGCCAGGGCCUCUCUGGAGAACUGGAGCACACUCCCUGGAGCCUUUCGGGCCCAAUACCUGACCAGGCUGGCCAAGAUGAUUCAGAAACACCAGCGGCUGUUCUGGACCCUGGAGUCCCUGGUUACUGGACGGGCCGUUCGAGAAAUUCGAGACAGGGAUGUCCCCCUGGCCCAGCAGUUGCUCCAGUACCAUGCAAUCCAGGCGCACACCCAGGAGGAGGCACUGGCAGGCUGGGAGCCCACGGGAGUAAUUGGUCUCGUGUUGCCUCCCACAUUCUCCUUCCUUGAGAUGAUGUGGAGGAUUUGCCCUGCCCUGGCCGUGGGCUGCACUGUGGUGGUCCUUGUGCCCCCAGCCUCCCCGACGCCCCUCCUCCUGGCCCAGCUGGCAGGGGAGCUAGGCCAGUUCCCAGGAAUCCUCAAUGUGAUCAGUGGGCCUGCCGUCCUGGGGCUUGUCCUGUCCUCCCAGCCUGGAGUCCAGAAGGUGGCCUUCUGCGGAGCAGUCGAGGAAGGCCGUGCCCUUCGGCGGUUCCUGGCUGGCCAGGGUCCCGAGCUGGGCCUGGCGCUGGGGGCGGAAUCGCUGCUGCUGAUGACGGAAGCGGCGGAUGUGGACUCGGCGGUGGAGGGCGUGGUGGACGCGGCCUGGUCCGACCGCAGCCUGGGGGGCCUCAGGCUCCUCAUCCAGGAGUCUGUGUGGGAUGAGACCAUGAGGCGGCUCCAGGCGCGGAUGGGGCGGCUUCGUGGAGGGCGAGGGCUGGAUGGGGCUGUGGACAUGGGCGCCCGGGGGACUGCUGCACGUGACCAGGCCCAGCGCUAUGUGAGCGAGGCCCAGAGACAGGGUGCGCAGGUGUUCCAGGCUGGCAGUGUGCCCUCAGACAGCCCAUUCUUUCCCCCAACCUUGAUCUCUGACCUGCCUCCAGCCUCCCCGUGUACCCAGGCGGAGGUGCCAUGGCCUCUGGUCGUGGCCUCCCCAUUCCGCACGGCCAAGGAGGCACUGGCCUUGGCCAAUGGGACGCCCGGAGGAGGCAGUGCCAGCGUUUGGAGCGAGAGACUGGGGCAGGCCCUGGAGCUGGCCUACGGGCUCAGGAUGGGCACAGUCUGGAUCAAUGCCCACGGUCUCAGAGACCCGGCGGUGCCCACAGGUGGCUGCAAGGAGAGUGGGUCUUCCUGGCACGGGGGCCUGGAUGGUCUCUAUGAGUAUCUGCGGCCCUCAGGGACCCCUGCCCGGCUGCCCUACCUGUCCGAGAAUCUGAACUAUGACACCUUUGGCCUCGCUGUUCCCUCAACCCUGCCAGCUGGGCCUGAAACAGGGCCUAGGCCUGAUGAGAAUCACUUUUGCGAAAUGAAGUUCCGUGUCUCUGAGACUCGCGGGGCCGGGAAUGUGGGGUCCCGCAAAGGCUCCUGGGAGCUGGAGCGGCGCAUCCCCUGGCCUGGGGCCCGGGGUCUGAGCCGCCCCUGCCCCAGGAGCCACCCUCACACCUCGCCCUACUCCAGCCCAGCACCCCCCUAUGGGCUCUUUGUGGGGGGCCGUUUCCAGGCUCCUGGCGCCCGGAGCUCCAGGCCCAUCUGGGAUUCCCACGGGAAGCUCCACGGCUACGUGGCUGAGGGCGGAGCCAAGGAUAUCCGUGGGGCCGUGGAGGCCGCUCACCAGGCCGCCCCUGGCUGGGUAGGACAGUCACCAGGGGCCCGGGCGGCCCUGCUGUGGGCCCUGGCAGCCGCCCUGCAGCGCCGAGAGUCCACCCUGGCCUCGAGGCUGGAGAGACACGGAGUGGAGCUCCAGGUGGCCAAGGCAGAGGUGGAGCUGAGCGUGAGGCGGCUUCGGGCAUGGGGGGCCCGCGUCCAGGCCCAAGGCUGCACCCUACAGGUAGCAGAGCUGAGAGGCCCCGUGCUUCGGCUGCGGGAGCCGCUGGGUGUGCUGGCUAUUGUGUGCCCAGACGAGUGGCCCCUGCUUGCCUUCGUGUCUCUGCUGGCUCCCGCCCUGGCCCACGGCAACACCGUGGUCUUGGUGCCCAGUGGGGCCUGUCCCAUCCCUGCCUUGGAGGUCUGCCAGGAUAUGGCUGCCCUGUUGCCAGCGGGCCUGGUGAAUGUGGUGACAGGAGACCCGGACCACCUGACCCGCUGCCUGGCCUUGCACCAGGACAUCCAGGCCCUGUGGUAUUUCGGAUCCGCCCAGGUAUCCACUUCUGGCCCAAUCAGCUCUGGGUUCGCACAAAUCAGUCGAGUGCCUGGGAAGACAGGCACGAACAAGCCGGCGCUUAGCCUCCUGGACCUCAUGUCAUGGUGGCUUGAUGCAGGAUCUGUUCCCAGACCAGAAAUUGAAGCUGGGGCACAGCAAUGGAAGCACCAAAUCCUAACCACUAGACCACCAGGGAGCUCCCUACAAUGUAAUUUUUUUUUCUUUUUUUUUUUUUUUUACUUGCCCACCACAUGCAGAAGUUCUUGGGCCAGGGAUGGAACCCAGGCCACAGCAGUGACAACACCAGAUCCUUAAUCUCUAGGCCACCAGGGAACUCCCCAAUGUGAUUUUUUUUUUUAAGUGUGCAACGUGAUAAUUUAAUAUACAUAUGCAUUGUGACAUGAUUACCACAAUCAAGGUCAUUAACAUACCUGUCACCUCACAUCACUUUUUUUUAUCUGUAGUGAGAAGAGUUAAGACUUUUUUUUUUUUUCCUCUUUUUGCCAUUUCUUGGGCUGCUCCCACAUACACCACAUCUUCUUUCUCCAUUAAUCAAUACACUUAGGUCGUUUCCAUAUCUUGGCUGUUGUGUUUUUUGGUUUUGCUUUUGUUUUUCGGGUUUUUUUGUUUUUGUUUUUUCCCUCAUGUUCAUUACCGCUGAGCCACAGUGGGAACUCCUUGGCUAUUGUGAAUAACACUGCAGUGGACACAGGAGUGUGGUAUGUCUUUGAGACCUUGAUUUAAUUUAUUUUUGUUAUUUACCCAGAAGUACAAUUGCUGAAUUACAAAGUAGCUCUACUUGUUUUGUUUUCCUUCCUUCCUUCUUUCCUUCCUUUCGUCCUUCUUUUUCUUUCUUUCUUUCUUUCUUUCUUGGCCAAGUCCACUGAAAGCAGAAAUUCCCAGGACAGGGCUCGCAUCUGUGCCGCACCAGUGACAACCCUGGACCUGCUGAGCCACCAGGGAUCUACUUGUUUGUUUGUUUGGUUGGUUUUUUAGGGCGCACCUGUGGCAUAUGGAGGUUCCCAGGCUAGGGGUCCAAUCGGAGCUGUAGCCACUGACCUGCACCACAGCCACAGCCACGCGAGAUCCGAGCCGCGUCUGCGACCCACACCACGGUUCACGGCAAUGCCAGAUCCUUAACCCAAGGAAUGAGGCCAGAGAUCGAACCCCGAAACCUCAUGGUUCCUAAUAGGAUUCGUUUCCGCUGCGCCACGAUGGGAACUCCUCUACUUGUUAUUUUUUGAGGAAUCUUCAGAACUUUUUCCACAGUGGCUUAGCAAUUUACAUUCCCACCGACAAUACCUAAGGGUUCCCUUUUCUCCACACCCAACACUCUUUUUGAGCAUCGCCUUCCUAACAGGUGGGAGGUGAUAGAGCUCACUGUAGUUCUGAUUUGCUCUUUGCUAUGGUCAGUGAUGCAGCGAGUCUCGAAGAACAAAGAGGAUCUAAUUAGAUUCAAAAAGUGAGGGGAGGGGAAGGAGUUCCUGUUGUGGCUCGGUGGUAACAAACCCAACUAGUAUCCAAGGGGUCGCAGGUUCCAUCCCUGGCCUCGCUCAGUGGGUUAAGGAUCCAGCGUUGCCAUGAGCUGUGGUGUAGGUCACAGAUGCGGCUCGGAUCCCAUGUGGCUGUGGCGUGGUGUAGGCUGGAAGCUGCAGCUCCAAUUCAACACCUAGCCUGGGAACUUCCAUAUGCCACAGAUGCUGCCGUAAAAAUACAAAUAAAUAAAUAAAUAAAGUGAGAGGAGAGCAUCCCAGGCAGAAGAAACAGCCUGUGCAAAGGGCCUGAGGUGAGAAACUGCCUUGAGGCAACUAGUGGUUUUAGGGGUGACCCCAAAAGCUAUGUCCACGUCCUCUCCCCCUGGAAUCUGUGAAUGUCACCUUUUUUGGAAAUAGUCUUUGCUUGGAGUUCCCGUCAUGGCACAGCGGAAACAAAUCCGACUAGGAACCAUGAGGUUUCGGGUUCGAUCCCUGGCCUUGCUCAGUGGGUUAAGGAUCUGGUGUUGUCAUGCGCUGUGGUGUAGAUUGCAGACGCAGCUUGGAUCUAGCAUUGCUGUGCCUGUGGUGUAGGCCGGCAGCUGUAGUUCCAAUUCGACCCCUAGCCUGGGAACCUCUAUAUGCUGUGGGUGCGGCCCUAAAAAGACAAAAAAAAAAGGAAAUAGACUUUGCUGAUGUAAUUAAGGAUCUGGAGAUGAGCUCUCCUGGGUUAUCCAAGUGCCCCCUGCAUCUAAACACACGUGUCCUUAUAAAAGACAAGCGAGGGGAAAAGCCAUGUGAAGAUGGAGACAGAGAUUGACCUCAAUUUCUAGCCUCCCUCCCCUUCCCGGCUCAGUGGAGGUGAGCUAGCGAGUGAAGCGACAUCCUGUGCCUCAAAGCCCCAACCCUCUAAUCACAUGACUGGUCCUUCGGGUCCUAACCAGCCGCGCCCUCCCCCCACCUCCCGCCGUGCAUAACAAAGGCCCUCCUACGACUGACCUGGAAGUGGCAAGGACUUCCAGGAAACAGCCAAAGCCUCCCCAGCGUGCAAGGAAGGAAGUUAGCAUCCACUUCAUUUCACAAAUUAACAAAUUCAUUUCACAAAUUUUUUUUUUCUUUUUAGGGCCAUGCCUGCAGCAUAUGGAAGUUCCCAGGCUAGAGGUUGAGUCGGAUCUGCUGCUGCCAGCCUACACCACAGCCACAGCAACGCCAGAUCCUUAACCCGCUGCGCCAGGCCUGCAUCCUCACAGACGCUGUGUCAGGGUCUUAGCCCACUGAGCCACAACGCCAACUCCCGUUCAUUUAACAAGUAUUGAUUGGAGUUCCCUGGUGGCUCAGCAUGCGUUGUCACUGCUGUGGCAUGGGUUCCGUACCUGGCCUGGGUAUGGCCAAAAGGAAAAACAAAACAACCCCCCCCCCGAAAAACCCACCAGGAGUUCCCGUCGUGGCUCACUAGUUAACAAACUCAAUUAGGAUCCAUGAGGAUGAGGGUUCGAUCCCUGGCCUUGCUCAGUGGGUUAAGGAUCCGGCGUUGCCGUGAGCUGUGGUGUAGGUGGCAGAUGCAGCUCAGAUCCCGAAUUGCUGUGGCUGUGGCGCAGGUGGGCAGCCCUAGCUCCAGUUGGACCCCGAGCUUGUAAAUUUCCAUGAGCCACGGGUGGGGCCCUAAAAGAAAAAAAAA